AUGCCGCCGGCUUCCGAGCUGCACGAGCCGUACGAGAGGUAUCUGUACGCGGACCUGCGCCACGAGUUGUCCGUGCGCCACAUACGUGUUCCUCGUUCCGGACAGUGCCUAAAUACUCGCGUGGGCUUCAUUCACCUCCUGCGCGACUGGGACCAGGCGCAAACGCAGACCCCCGAGACUCCAAGGCGGACAUCACCUCGACGGACUCAGAACAAGCACCAGACUCAGAUGGCCUCUACUCGUGUCAGUCGAGCGCGUCGUGGCUGCCGCUUCCGCCUCAUCAACGUACUGCUGAGCCCAGAAUUCAAGCGGCGCUGGAACGAAAUGAUCUCACGCGGCGGCAAGAUGGAGGUGAACCGUCUCUGGAUGGACGUCCACGCCGCCUUCAUGGCGCAGAACUCUGCGCUGGAUGGAUUGCACUUCCAGGACGCCCUUUUCGUCAACGUCACGCCCAAUGUUAUCCUCGGACACUCGGCCGCGCGACUGCUGCAGAUGUGGAUCGAGAUAGUCAUCAUGUACCGCAACGCCGUGGCUCAAGCCAAAGAGGCGGCAUCUCACAACGACAACGCUCACUCGUUCUUUGAUUUUUGCGCUGGGAGAUUGGACCUGCUGUAUCUGCACAUGGCCAUGCUGCUGGAGCCCAAGCUUUACGACUUUGUCAUGUCAGACAAACUCUCUAAUGCGGAGCCUUUUAGCAAAAUUAAGACUAAGCCCAAGGCAGUGGUGAAUGCUACUGAAGCUAUACAAGCAAAAACUGCCGAUAGUAAGCCAGGGGCAGCGAUUAAGGCGGCGGCAGCGAAGGCUAUAUCUACGGCUCCAGUUUCUACCGCCAAGGAGGCCGUGGCUUCUACACCUGCUCCGAGCAAAGCAGCGGUGGCGAAUCCCCUUACUCAGUUGAAAUCGUCCGGAGUGCUCACACAGAAUCCGGAGAUGAAAGAACCUCUCUCGCCCGCCAUGGCUAAGAGAUCCGUAACAACGAAGACGGCUGCAGCCAAAGUCAACAAGUUAACUAUUAAAGCUAAAAGCAAGCAGGCAAAGCCAGAAGGAAACUCACCGCAAAGGCCAUCCGCCGUGAAGAAGGCUCAGAAAACUGGAGGUAAAGGUAAGACCCCGGCCACUUCUGCCCCAUUAGCUCAAGGAUCAACGCCGAAGGCGUCGAUUAUUGUUGAUUUCGGUAAGGAAACAAAGCCGAAGGCGUCGCCGCCGAUGGAGAAACAACCAGCAUCGCUCGCUAAGCCGGAAGCGGCAACCAAGCCUGCCCUCAAGAAGUCAUCGAUUGGUGAUAAAGCAGUGCAGACACAAUCACUCGGAAAGAGACCACGUGAACAAGGGAACACUUCGAUAGUUGAGGUUCCAGUCGUGAGCGAUAUCAUUUCUCACUCUGGUAAUAAACGAGUGCACACGACAACAACGACGAUCUCGACAGCUCUAGCAACUCGUCCGACCGACAUGAUGUUGCCUCCUGAUGAGUGGGAUAUCCUAGAGAGCCGACUGCGAAAAGUGAAUGAGAACAUUGAUCGGUGUCACCGUGGGCUAUCAAGUGUCGAGGGGAACGUCAGUGAUAGCUACAAACAAUCUUUGGAGGCAGAUCUGCGUUUCUACUUCGCUAUCAAGCAACGGCUGCAGGAGCAGCUUCUAGUGGUGAUGCAGAGUGGCUACUAA
Messenger RNA from Phytophthora infestans T30-4, 1662 nucleotides. RefSeq lists its product as uncharacterized. The record is from RefSeq and is a predicted model, not a curated record. NCBI's taxonomy places the organism in Eukaryota, Oomycota, Peronosporomycetes, Peronosporales, Peronosporaceae. The transcript has a single exon. The coding region runs from base 1 to 1662 and encodes 553 amino acids.